ACAAGUAUACCUUCAAUCCUCCAAACCUCUCUAUAAAAAAAAAAGUCGAAAUCAAAACCCGUGAUUCCAAAUUUCCAACACGGAGAAGAUGAUGAACAACCAUGAAGCAAGUUUCCAGCAAUCCGACAGCCCAAAGUACUGCGAAAACGGGUGCGGUUUUUUCGGUUCGGCAGCGACCAUGGAUCUAUGCUCAAAGUGUUACAAAGAAUACUGCGUCAAAGAGGGCAUAACCAGCACCAGCACCAGCACCACCACCUCCUCCUCCUCCUCCUCCGUCACAGCCGCCAUUGAGAAGUCCUUGAGCGUGCUAUCAUUGUCGUCGAACACGGUGGUUGAGGAGGAGAAAGAGGUUGUUGUGAAGGAGGUUGUUGUUCGGAAAAACAGGUGCGAGUGUUGUAACAAGAAGGUUGGACUUUUAGGGUUUACGUGCAAAUGUGGGAGUACUUUUUGUGGGCCUCAUAGGUACCCUGAAGAACAUAAGUGUACCUUUGGUCAUAAGCUUGCUGGUAAAGUCGCCAUUGCUAAGGAAAACCCUCUCGUCGUACCUGACAAACUACAGAAAUUCUGAUCAUCACACAAACUUUCAAUCCGGAGACAGAUAAUACGAAGUAUAUUGGUUAUGUUCAGUUAGUUAUUUCGCCCAUUGUGAAACUAUUUUUUUUAUUAUAAAAUAAAAACAAAUCUUUAAUUUCUUCCAUGAUA
Molecule: messenger RNA, 702 nt
Organism: Spinacia oleracea (spinach)
Lineage: Eukaryota; Viridiplantae; Streptophyta; Magnoliopsida; Caryophyllales; Amaranthaceae
Product: zinc finger A20 and AN1 domain-containing stress-associated protein 4-like
Exons: 1
Coding region: 89-568 (159 amino acids)
Molecular function (GO): zinc ion binding; DNA binding
Source: RefSeq, a predicted model, not a curated record